ACAGCUGUUGUUAUCAGUUUCCCUUCAAUUGUCAGCCCUUCCUGUUCAUUUAACAAAUGUUAUAUAUAAUAAUAUAAUAUUAGCAAACCAUUCAUGUUAUUAACUAUCAAUGAUUUACCCACGUAUAAUAUGUUUUACUAAAAAUUGGCGAUGGGGAGACUGCACAUGGUGAAGGGAUAACAAUUAUAGGUUUUGAUACAUGGGUUAUUUAUAUAAUGGUUAUAGGUUUAUGUGUUCCAAAUGCAUUCAAGUGUGGAGUCAAGAAGCCGGGAACAAGAAUAGUGGGAGGAGUUCCUACUCAGGUUAAUGAGUACCCAUGGAUGGUAAGACUUCAGUUAACUAUAAAUGGUCAGACUGAGCCUCUUGGUUGUGGAGCAACACUUGUAGCACAAGAAUGGGCUAUCACUGCAACACAUUGCAUGGGGGGUCUGAAGGCUUCUGAUUUGGCAGCACUUCUUGGAGAAGAUGAUACUGAAACAACAUCUGAAACAACUUUGACGAAGUCUUUCCCAGUGUCCAAGAUCAUAAAUCAUCCAAACUUUCAAGAUGUCUCUAAUGAUAUUACCCUUCUUAAACUCAGCUCAAAGGUUGAUCUGAAUAAAUAUACUCCAGUAUGUUUGCCAGCUCCUGAUACUAGUUGGGUUGGAAAAACUGCUUGGGUUUACGGCUGGGGAGCAACAUCAUUUGGCGGAUUUUCUUCCAACAAACUAUUAGAAGUUCCUGUAGUUGUUGUCAAUCUUGACACCUGCAGAAGUCCUGGAGGAGUCUAUCAAGAUGUUGAAAUUGGUAUGGUUUGUGCUGGUGGGGUGAAAGGAGAGGAUUCAUGUCAGGUUAGAACCAAGAUGGUAUCACAGGUCUUACACAUAGAUGGUGAAUGCACAACAUUGUUUGUGAAUGAUGGUGGCGUUUUGAAAUAAGCGAAUAAUGGGCAA
Molecule: messenger RNA, 932 nt
Organism: Eurytemora carolleeae
Lineage: Eukaryota; Metazoa; Arthropoda; Copepoda; Calanoida; Temoridae
Product: venom serine protease 34
Exons: 8
Coding region: 216-917 (233 amino acids)
Biological process (GO): proteolysis
Molecular function (GO): serine-type endopeptidase activity
Source: RefSeq, a predicted model, not a curated record